Molecule: messenger RNA, 4500 nt
Organism: Closterium sp. Yama58-4
Lineage: Eukaryota; Viridiplantae; Streptophyta; Zygnematophyceae; Desmidiales; Closteriaceae
Source: the annotation of a GenBank genome assembly
AUGGUGGACCAAGUGCGAAUGCUGCAGCACAUUCACUCCUGCGCGCAUGCGGAAGAUGAGGUUGCAGGAGGGGAUGCGGGGGGGAUCAUGCGCGCGACUGCGGGGGGCAUGAAGCCGCGCGUGCUGAAAGCUAGCACGCCGAUUCGCGAUAUUUAUAAGUCGGAAGGUCCUAUCGACGAGGAUGUGGUGUGCAUGCAGGCUGACUGGCCGCUGACGUGGACGCACAUCACGCUGGCAACUGGCGUGUCGGUGGGCUCCGGGAUUGCCGGGCCCGAGGACGUGACGAUGCUGACGCAGGCGACAACUUGCACCGCCAUUCUGUGCUUGCAGGGCGAGGAGUCCUUGGAGUCGUUCGGAGUGAACUGGAAGGCGGUUCAGGAGCAGGCGGAGCAGUGCGACGUCGCCAUGUUCCGCGUUCCCGUGCCCGAGUUCGACCAGCAGAAACAGGUUGCUGGGAUGGUGGAGGCGGUGCGUCUCCUGGCAUCGCUGCUGGUGACAGGUCACAGGGUCCACGUGGCAUGCGCCACAGGGAAGAACUGCAGCCCGCUGGUCGUGCUAGGCUACCUGACGUUCUUCCAGGGUCUGGCAUGGAGCGAGGCCAAGGCCAUGAUCGUCGACAGCGUGCCGUCUGCUGACCCGUCACACGAGGCGUGGGAGCAGGCCCGGUUGGUGCUAUCAGCAGCGGACGGGGUGGGCGCGCACCGCAUGACAGAGCUAGCAGAGGAGCAGUACCAGCGCCGCAUAGAGCAGGGCGCGGGCGCGGAGGGCGGGGGGCAGACGGCGCGGGACGACUGGGAGGAGGCGCAGAGGCGGCUCAUCACUGAGACGCUGCAGCACAGGGUGUCCGCUGAUGUGACCAUCUCACAAUCCCUCUCCAAGGCGGCAUCUCGCCAGGCGUCAUCUCCCAAGCCUAGGGAGGUGCAGCAGAGCUUCCCUCCCGUGGUCGACGCGCAGAUAGCGCCUCCCCUGGAUGCGCCCUUCCAGCAGCAGCCGCACAUACUCGACUCGGUCUACUCCUUUGUCAACGACCACCAUGCCCACGCAUGGCCCACCUCAGCCCCACCCCCAGCCGACGCCUCUCCUGCCUCUGAAGGAACUGGCUUCUCAGGGGAGGGUGUACUGGGGGAGGGUGUUCUGGACGGGGAGGGUGGGCUGGGGGAGGUGUCAUCUGGGGUGGAGGAGCGCAUUGCACUGCUGGAGCAGAAGCACCUGGCGGCCAUGGCUGCUGCUCGGUCUGCAACAGAGCAGGUGCGUUUCUUCAUGCAGCACGUGUGUGAGUUGAGGGAGAGCGAGACAGCAGCGCGCAUGGAGGCAGCAGCAGCACACGAGCGCAUUGCCCUGCUCACCGCUCAGGUCGAAGCCCUCAACCUCUUUCAGCAGCAACAACAGCUGCAGCAGCAGCAGGAGGAAAUGCAGCAGCGGGAGAAGGAGCAGCAGGAGCAGAAAGAGCAGCAGGCCUCUGCGUUCCUAGGAGUUGAUUCCGCAGCGGCUGCUGCUGCCGCGGCAGCGUCGGCAGAAGCAACGGCGGCAGCGGUGGCAGCGGCAACAGCAGAGGCCGAAGCAGCCGCAGCAGCAGCAGCGGAGCGAGAAUCUGCCCUCCACUCCCAGCUCUCGGAAGUUUCCCAGGAGCUUUCCCUCCUUCAGGAGCGGGAGAGGGAGCUUUUAUCAGCCCACGAAGCAGCCGAGGCGAAAGCACAGGCAGCGGAAGAGCGGGCAGCGGAAUUAGCCAACAGAAUCGCUCAGAUGGAAGAAAUGGAAGCAGCGGCUAAGGAAGCAGCGGCGGUGGCUUUGGAGCGAAUGCAGGCCCUGGCCGAACAGGUGAAGGAACUUUCCGAGAAGGAGCGCGCGGCCGCCGCCCGGAUGGGCGAGAUGGAGACGAGGCUGGAGGAAGCUUCCGAGAAGGCGGCGGCGGACCACGACCGGAUGGUGAAGCUGGAGGACCGGGCAGAACGGGCAGAAAAAGAAGCGAGGAAAGCGCAGGAGGCGCUAGGGGCAGCGAACGAGCGGGUGAAAUUUUUCUUCCGGGUGAUGAGAGGGCUCCGGGAUAGGGAGCGGGCAGCGAAAGAAGCCAUGCACGCUGCGACUGAUCGGCUUGAGGCUGCUGUGACCGAAGCGGAGAAUCUCCGGAGGAAGGAUGAGUUGAUGCGAGAGGCGUGGGCGGUGGCUAGUGAGAGGAUCGAGCUGCUGACGCGGCAGGUGCAGCAGGUAGAAGGGCUGAAAAUGGAGGUGAAACGAGAGGCGGUAGAUGCAGCGAAGGUGUUUUUGCAUGAGAGUGACGAGCACAGGCUGAUGGUUGCGCGGGAGGAGUUGAGCGCGGCGGAGGAGAGGGAGAGGAUGCUGCAGGCGCAGCUGGAGAGGUUGGGCGCUGAGCUGGCGGCGGCGCGAGAUGACAUGGCGGAGCGGGACGCCAGGCUGGCGGCGGUGGCUGCUGAGGUGGCGGAGAGGGAGCGGGUGGUGGAGGAGAGCCGGGCGGUGAUUGGGGCGGCGGAGAAGAGGAUCAAGGAGCUGGAAGAGCAGGUGGGGGUGGCGGAGGAGAGGGAGAGGAAAGCGAAGAGGGAGGCUGAGGAGGCAGAGGCAACACUCGCUGCUGCUCUGGCUACUGCCAAGUCAAAAGACAGAGAGUAUACUCUCAUGGAGACGUCUCAGCAGGCUUCCUCAGCUACAGCAGCUGGAGCCGGUACCGCUGUUGCUGCUGCUGUUGCAGCUGGUGUCAGCAGUGCUUCUGGUGCAGCAGCGAGCAGUGCAGCAGACCAGCUGAUAGGGCGGCUGCAAUCCCAAGUGGCUGCCAUGUCUAGCGAGCUUGCGGGGGCCCGCAACGCCGCUGCUGCUGCGAGCGAGCGGAGCGCUUUCCUCAUGCGACAGGUGGCUCGGCUGAAAGGGACUGCCGCUGCUGAUGCUGUGACUCGGUCCCAGGGGGGUUCAGGAGGAGGGAAGGGGGAAGGGUCGGGCUCAAAACACAAGGUGGCGGCUUUAGAGGUGGAGAUUCGGGCACUGGAGAAACGUGAACGGGCAGCUCGGGCAGAAGCGGAGGCGGAGAAGGCCCGGGUGCGGGAGCUUGAGGCGCAGGUCGGGCAGCUGGAAAGCAAGGAGCGGGCAGCCCGGGUAAAACUCCAGUCGUCGCAGGACCGGGUGGGGUUCUUCCUGCGGCAGGCUGUGGAGCUGAGGGAGAGGGAGGGCGCGAGUAAGAGCGCGCUAAAAGAGACUUUUAAGAAGGUGGAGGGGCUGUCGCAUCAGGUGGGGCUGCUGCAGGGAGAGUUGGCAAGGGCGAGCAAGGAGUCUGGGAAGUCGACAGAUACUGUGGAGAGGCUUCAGCAACUUACUCUGGAGCUGAAAGAAAGGAUCCACGAGACGUCUCGAGUAGCCAGCAGCAUCAAGAAGGGCCCGGGCUCGCCCAGAGUCAAUGGAUUUGAGCGAAACGGAGCAUGGCUCGGGCUACAGUAUUCACAUGCGGUUCGGACCCUAUUGUCUAUUAAUGCGCCGCGCGACGCGCUUUGGCUCGCGGUUCUGCUCCUCGUGACGGCCAGUGCCUUCUGUCCGGUGAUUUUGCCGGCCGCGUCAGCCCCAGUGUGCAAUCUUUUCGAAGGCCGGUGGGUAGUUGACGGCAACCGUCCGCCGUAUCAAGACUCGUGCCCCUUUCUGUUCAACUUGACCCGUUGCAGUACGAACGGGCGGCCAGAUGACGCGUACGUACGCUACUCGUGUCACUUCGGACAGCUAAUAAAGGGCAAGCAGAUCGCGAUCAUCGGCGAUUCGCUCACGAGCGCCAACUUCGUACCGUCGUUGCUCUGCCAGAUAAACCAGCAAUACUGGGUGAGUCCGAAGCCGGAGCUGCGCACGUUGGAUGGCGGCGCGUGGUCCAAAGAUUCGCCCGAGGCGGUGGCGUACGUGUAUUCCAUCCCUGAUCUCAACGCGAAGAUCGUCAUGCUCUGGGACGACUACCUCGUGCGCAUAAACGAGAACGCCACAAUGCUCGCCAAGGUCGGGGGCAUAACGGACCCGAGGUCAGAGGACUGUCUGAUAGACGUCAUGACGCCCAACCCGCAGUGGGCGCGCUACCUAGACGAGUGGGAUGCAGUGCUGCUCGAAACCACCACGCACUGGCGCGCGCUCUCCAAUGGGCCUAGAAUGGUCUACACAAACGAGAACUGGGGCAAGAUGAGCCUCGACCAGUACCAGGCGCACAGCCAAGCCCUGACGAGCGUGCGCACGCUGUUUGAGAAUCGCAAGAAGAUGGGAAAGGUGCUGCCAUUGCCGUUCUUCAUGACAGCUCCCCCGCAGCACAACGCCAAGAAGGUUGGCGGCAAGGGCGUGUGUGGGUCUCCUGGGCGGUUACUGAAUGCAAAAGAGAUGGGCAAGCUACAGCGCACCAACGUGCAAAUGAAGCUCUUCCUGCCCAUCCAGAAGCGGGUCUUCACUCCGAGCUACACCGUCCGUCGCAUGGACAUCACCAGCAUGAGCGCCGCUCGCCCCGAGGCCCACAUCGGGGGAUUCAUGGGCGGG